This is a messenger RNA of Penicillium samsonianum, 246 nucleotides long. RefSeq lists its product as uncharacterized. Bases 1 to 246 code for a protein of 81 amino acids. NCBI's taxonomy places the organism in Eukaryota, Fungi, Ascomycota, Eurotiomycetes, Eurotiales, Aspergillaceae. The record is from RefSeq and is a predicted model, not a curated record. The transcript has a single exon.
AUGUUUCUGGAAAUUAACCUCACUCUAGCCAUUGCGGAAACCGGCGCAACUAGUGACGUUCCAACAAAACCAAAUCAAGAGACUGCGAGUACUGGAGAGACAGGAAGCACAACCCAGUGGUCAGGCACCAGGUCUGCCGAGGUCACCUCACACCAACGCACAUGGAGAUCGGCCAUUGCUGACGACGAAGACGACGAAGCAUGGCGUCGCGAUCCGAACCUGUUCGUAUACGACCUGCCGGCAUGA